AUGCCAUUGAUGAUGGAGGAGGGCAUUAAUGUCGACGACCUCUUCGGCGAGCCCAACUCCUUGGAGUUGGGCCUGUCUCCUGCGCCGGCCACCAAAGGCCUGGCCCAGUGCCUGGAUGAAAUGCGCCUCUUGGGCUGUCGCCAAAAAAUCUCCUGGUCCCGCCUGGGAUGUGUCGCAUACAUCUCCCCGGACGGCACUCGGGUCAGUGUCCGCCAUCUCCAAUGCCGUCCCUCAGACGGCAAAUGGGGAUUGAGCGAUGAAUAUCCGCUGCCGCCUGUCACAGAGGCGCAUAAUGGCAACCAACUCGUUCAUCUCUCCUGUAACGAGACCGGGUCGGAACUGGCCGUCGUCGACUGUCUCGGUCGAGUCUCCAUCUAUUCCAUCUCGAUGGCUCUGAACAGUAUCACCGGGCAGCGACAGGCGUCCUUUGAUUCUAGUGACGACAGCAACCAGAUUGUCGGCAUGAUGUGGCUCAACACAUCCCGCUCAGUCCAUGCCUUUCACCAGGCCACCAAGGUCAGUGGUCGAUGGACAUAUUCACCAUUCCGUCGGCGCCCAAUUGGCCCCUUCCACCCGGCCAACAAGGGGACUCUGAUCUGUGUGACCCGAGCGGGCCAGAUUCGACUCAUCUAUCAAAACCCGGACAGCAAGUGGGCAGAACUCCCGGCCGAGCUGAAGAACACCGGCUAUUCAGAUCGACUAUUGACCCAUGCUUCGAUGGUGGCAACCCAAGCUGGGAUCCUGAUCGCUACCUAUUCAGUCUGUCAGAAGAUUUGCUUGUAUCGAGUACAGAUCAACUGGAAUCCGCCGCAAUGGGAUCCGACCCAGGCCAAACACCCCAAUCAAUUCCCCAUUCCCUCCUUCCGCAUUCUCCACUGCAAAAUCGAUAUGCCCAGCCCGGUCUUCAAUGUGAACCGGGGGCCUGAUGAGCAAGUGGCCCAAUCAUUACCAUUUCCCAACACCAUCUACUCUUUGACCCGAUUGGACGUCAUGCCUGGCCAAGUGGACGGUCCUCAGGGAUCUACCUCGAGUCCGUGGAUCUUGGCGGUCUUUUCUAAGCCUCUCCAUGCGACCCCUGAAUACGCAGACCAGCAAGGUCCGCCGAGCGUGAUUGCGCGGUGGCACUUGGAGUCUGGAAACCAGGCUUUGCACCCCAAAUUUGACGAGGUCGCGUCGAAAAAGAACAAUGUUCAGGCUAAGUCGAAAAUGGAGCUCCGCCGACUGGAAGAUAUCCACUGUCAUCGGCAUAUCAUUUCAGUGGAUUUGAUUGAGCAUGGUACAGCCAUUGCUAUUACGCACGAUGACAGCUCGAUCUCUUUCUAUGACACAAGGGGAAUGACCCUCUUCAACGGCAUGGACGAUGGCAGCACCGUAACUUGUCUGUCUCAAGCCGGGUAUCAAUACCCAAUGGAAACACCAGGUGUUGCUAUUUGUUUCUCUCCAAACUCUUGCGCUGCGGUGUCGCUGGACUCCGAGGGUCAGACUCAAUUGAGGUUGAUGGAGCACUCAUUUGGAGCGGCACAAGGCUUAUAUGACGAGAACAAGUUCUCUUCGGCAGUUGCGGCUUUGACACUCGCCUUUAGCCGUGGAUGUGGAGCAGACCUGAACACCGAUGAUAUUCUCAUGGUCGCUCUGAGGCAGCUCUCUUCUGAGAAUCAAGCAACAUUCAUUACUGAAGUCUUCCGUGCAUUGCCAGUCAACUGCAACUUCACUACGGACCAAGAGAAACUCAUGACCCACCCGUACAUCACCAAGUGCUUGAGCUUACAGGCCGCCUUGGGCUACAAUGGAAGACUGAAGCGUCGCAGUAUUCCAGCCUUGGUACCCUGGGCCGUCAUCCAGCUUCGUCAUGCCGCGGUCCUCUUUGCAUUCUUCUUCCAAAGCAACAAGGGAUCACCCCAUGAAGCCCAUGACCCUGAAAUUCUACGCAUGAUCCUGGGCAACGCAAAAUGGACCCUUGAUUUCUCCCAUUGGGUCCUCAGUGAAGUAUUCGACUUAGCUGACGAAUUCGAAAGCGUCUUCAACGACCAAGAGGCUUUCACCCAGAAGCUCAAAUCUACGACCUCCAUCCCCCUCCUUACUCUCCUCUCCAGCAUGUCCCGCGCCUUCCUCCGCUUCAUCUGCCGCGGCCUCCGAGGCGUGCACGCCGGCUUUGCAACCACAAACCCAGCCACACUAUCGGGCGACUCAAAAAUUUACUAUAUAGAGAUCUGCAAAACACUCGAAUCCUCACCAGUGCGAAUCGACGUCUACGAGAAAUUCCUCGCAGGCGUCGACUCCGCCGUAAAACACGCCUACCAAGGCGCCGGCUUCGGCGACGCAGAAAGACCAGGACCUGAAAAAGAACUACUCGUGAACGCACGAAUUCCACCCGUCCUCGUCAGCGCCGUCGCAACACUCCUGCGUCACACAGUGCCCGCCCUGAAAGCGGAAAUCAACCGCAAGGAUAUCCUCCUGAAUGACUACAGCUGGCUUGGAUUUGGCGCUGAUACCCGCACAGUGGCGUACCGGAGACAGCGGGAUGUGGACAUCAUGAAGAAGAUCCCGCUUCGUCUGGAGAGCGUUGGACGGUGUGGGAGGGUGAUUGCGCCGCAGAGGAGACGGCGGUGUGUGCGGUGCUGUGAGGUUACGGGGGAUACGACCUUGCCCAGAUCAUUGCCUUAUUUCAAGAUGCUUGUUAAGUCGAGUCUUUUGCGAACUUGUCCUUGUGGUGGGAUGUGGAUGUUGGAGAUGGAGACUGGGGCUGGGAAUGGGAAUGGGAAUGGGAAUGGGUCUGUGACUAUGUCUGAGAAUGCUUCGACGUAG
Molecule: messenger RNA, 2805 nt
Organism: Penicillium argentinense
Lineage: Eukaryota; Fungi; Ascomycota; Eurotiomycetes; Eurotiales; Aspergillaceae
Product: mediator of RNA polymerase II transcription subunit 16
Exons: 10
Coding region: 1-2805 (934 amino acids)
Biological process (GO): positive regulation of DNA-templated transcription
Cellular component (GO): mediator complex
Molecular function (GO): protein binding
Source: RefSeq, a predicted model, not a curated record